This is a messenger RNA of Anopheles nili, 1677 nucleotides long. It is a transcript of the gene rtet, whose product is annotated as major facilitator superfamily domain-containing protein 10. NCBI's taxonomy places the organism in Eukaryota, Metazoa, Arthropoda, Insecta, Diptera, Culicidae. The coding region runs from base 1 to 1434 and encodes 477 amino acids. Gene Ontology annotation, biological process: transmembrane transport. Gene Ontology annotation, cellular component: brush border membrane. The record is from RefSeq and is a predicted model, not a curated record. The transcript has 4 exons. Gene Ontology annotation, molecular function: transmembrane transporter activity.
AUGACGUACAAUUUAGAUGAAGUAAAGAAGCGAUCAGUUGUCACGAAUCCCGCACCCAAUUUCAACAGCGACCUGCCACCUGCGCGUAAACAUGAAUCCCUGCCAGAUUCCGCAAAAUCCCCCACCGAUAGUUCACGCACGCAUCCAACGGCAUACGUAAUCUUCGCUUCACUGCUGCUGGAUCUGCUGGCGUUUACGAUGAUUCUUCCCUUGCUUCCGUCGCUGCUGGAAUACUACCGGAAGAACGACAACCAGUUGUACGGAUACCUGGCCGAGAGCAUCAAGCAGUUCCAGGCCUGGAUUGGUGCUCCGGAACGCUUCACUAGCGUGCUGUUCGGUGGAGCAUUGGGAUCCAUGUUUAGCUUUCUGCAGUUUCUCAGCAGCCCCAUUGUCGGAGCACUGUCGGAUUAUUAUGGCCGAAAGCCGCUGAUGCUGCUGUGCGCGACGGGCAUCGCGGCCUCGUACGGGCUGUGGGCGUACUCGGAAUCGUUUCUUCUGUUCGUGAUCGCACGCUUUGUCGGUGGCAUCAGCAAGGGUAACGUGUCGCUCUGUAUGGCCGUGAUAACGGACGUUUCGAACCAACAGAACCGCGGCAAGGCGAUGGCCCUGGUAGGGAUUGCAUUUUCCCUCGGUUUCAUCACUGGGCCCAUGAUCGGUGCUAUGUUUUCCCGAUUUUCGGACAAAACCGGUGUGCUGUGGUUUUUCGCACCUGCCAUGUUUGCGAUGAUGCUUGCCGUGGCCGACAUCCUGUUUCUGGUACUGUGCCUCAAAGAAUCCCUGCCGAAAGAAAAGCGAUCGACCAGAAUCAUCAACUCGCUCUCGCACGCCGUCGAUCACAUCAGUAUUACAGCGUUGUUUCGCUUUUCCGCGGUGCAAAACCUGCCUGCGAAGGACGUACGAUCGCUGCGAAGCCUAGGCGUCACGUACUUUUUGUAUCUGUUUCUUUACUCUGGUCUAGAGUUCACGGUAACUUUUCUUAUGUACCACAAAUUCGGGUACACAUCCAUUGAUCAGGCGAAAAUGUUCCUUACCACAGGUGUGCUGAUGGCGCUACUGCAGGGUUCUGUAGUUCGCAGGUUGCCGGACCGACUGGUCAAGAAAUCCGCAGUGUUCGGACUAUAUUUAAUCAUUCCAGCUUUCAUCAUCGUCGGUCUGGCGGAAUCUACACCCAUCCUAUACUUGGGAAUGAUAUUGUUUGCAAUCUCAACCGCAUUCGUGGUAACGUGCAUGACAACGAUCACAUCGAAAUACGGAGAUUUUCGCCAGAAGGGCACCGUGUUGGGUGUGUUUCGUUCACUGGGCGCGCUGGCUCGAGCCGUUGGACCGAUCGUUGCCUCCGUGGCGUUCUGGAGCGUCGGAUCGCGAUUCACUUACGUUGCCGGUGGGGUGCUCCUGCUGUGGCCCGCAUUGAUGCUGCAGUACUUAAGGCUGUAAAGCUUCGCAUUCCACAAACGUGUGCUGUUUUUUUCGUAUUAUGUUUUGUGUAUGUUUUGCUACAUUGUUGUAUUACACGUGUAUUUAUACACCUUUUCGUAUAGCUAGUUUUUUACAGUAUUCUGUAAGAUUACUUACCACCGUCCUAUUCAUGAUUCAGGUGAGCGUUCGAAUCUCGGUCUAUACCCGAAAAGUGUUGUUUUGAAGAGUGAUGAAAUCGAAACGGAGUAUUAUAUCAAAUCA